Messenger RNA from Cyprinus carpio (common carp), 482 nucleotides. RefSeq names its product cytochrome b-c1 complex subunit 9-like. Gene Ontology annotation, biological process: mitochondrial electron transport, ubiquinol to cytochrome c. Lineage: Eukaryota; Metazoa; Chordata; Actinopteri; Cypriniformes; Cyprinidae. The record is from RefSeq and is a predicted model, not a curated record.
CUCCGCCCACUCUUCCGGAAGAAUCCGUUGAGCAUCAUGGCGCUCGCAAGAAGUGUCUACAAUCUGCUCUUCAGAAGAACGUCAACUUUCGCUAUAACCAUCAUGGUGGGAGCCGUGGUGUUCGAGAGGGUGUUUGAUCAGGCUGGAGAAGCGGUGUUUGACAACAUUAAUAAGGGGAAACUCUGGAAACACAUCAAACACAAUUAUGAACAGAAGGAUGAAGAAUAAUGAUGCAGCUUGUGGAGCAUCAUCCCGCUUCCUGAUGUGACCCUGUCCGAUGGUCCUCUGGCUUUUCCAGUGUCCUGUAGCCGCCGUGUUUCAUCUUCCAGCCGGACUGUCCUGGGGACACAGACAGAGACUUAUUACAGAACCCUGAUAAAAUGUCACGUGACCACUUGUUAUUGUGCGAUAUGUCACAUUCUUCACCAUUUGUAAGUGUGUUGCAAACUUAAUUCUGUGUGAAUAAACCCAGUGACCCAGAA